This is a messenger RNA of Thlaspi arvense, 1200 nucleotides long. Lineage: Eukaryota; Viridiplantae; Streptophyta; Magnoliopsida; Brassicales; Brassicaceae. The record is from the annotation of a GenBank genome assembly.
AUGAAGAGAUCAAUGGGAAAGAAGGAUACAAGUUUCUUAGAGCAAUUGAUUCUGUACGUCGCAGGCGCUGCAUUGACUAGCUUAACUCUAUACGUCGGUCUCCGUCAGCUUGACCCGAAUCGCGACGCCGCUAAGAAGGCGCUCAAGCACAAGCGAGAACUCGCCAAGCGUCUCGGUCGUCCUCUUAUCCAGACCAAUCAAUACGAGGAUGUAAUUGCUUGCGAUGUCAUAAACCCACAAAACAUAGAUGUAGAGUUUGGUUCUAUUGGAGGCUUGGAUGCAACGAAGCAGGCUCUGUACGAGCUUGUGAUUCUACCUCUUAAGAGACCUGAGCUGUUUGCUUAUGGAAAACUGCUUGGCCCUCAAAAGGGUGUGUUGCUCUACGGUCCUCCUGGAACCGGGAAGACGAUGCUCGCUAAGGCUAUAGCCAAAGAAUCAGAAGCUGUUUUCAUCAAUGUCAAGGUUUCGAAUCUGAUGAGCAAGUGGUUCGGUGAUGCACAGAAGCUUGUGGCUGCUGUGUUUAGCUUGGCGUACAAACUCCAACCUGCGAUUAUCUUUAUCGACGAGGUGGACAGCUUUCUUGGCCAACGCCGUGCAACGGAUAACGAAGCAAUGGCGAACAUGAAGACUGAGUUUAUGGCUUUAUGGGACGGGUUUACUACAGACCAGAACGCGAGGGUGAUGGUUCUUGCUGCAACUAACAGACCUUCAGAGCUCGACGAAGCGAUACUGAGGCGGUUCCCUCAGUCCUUUGAGAUCGGGAUGCCUGAUUGCAACGAGAGAGCUCAGAUAUUGAAAGUGGUUUUGAAAGGAGAGAGGGUCGAACCGGGUAUCGACUAUGACCGUGUAGCUCGGUUAUGCGAAGACUAUACCGGAUCGGAUAUCUUUGAGCUCUGCAAGAAAGCAGCUUACUUCCCAAUCAGAGAAAUCCUAGAGCUGGAGAAGAAGGGCAUAGAGAUAUCGGAGCCGAGGCCAUUGACACAGGUGGAUUUGGAGAAGGUUCUUGCUACUUCAAAGAAGACUCAGGUUGCUGCAAGUGAGUACUCCGGUUUAAGCUCGCAGUCUUCGGUUUGGAGAAGCCCAAGGGAUAGCGACGAGGUCCAAGCGGUUAUUAAUGGCAUCUCCAAGCUUUUUGUCUCUCGGAUUGUAAACAGUCAUUCAGAUUCUAAUGAGCGUGAGAUAGAAGGGGAUUCUGAAUAG